Pseudocercospora fijiensis CIRAD86 is the source of this 1093-nucleotide messenger RNA. RefSeq lists its product as uncharacterized. Lineage: Eukaryota; Fungi; Ascomycota; Dothideomycetes; Mycosphaerellales; Mycosphaerellaceae. Gene Ontology annotation, molecular function: RNA binding. The record is from RefSeq and is a predicted model, not a curated record. The transcript is spliced from 3 exons. Bases 29 to 1093 code for a protein of 354 amino acids. Gene Ontology annotation, cellular component: mRNA cleavage and polyadenylation specificity factor complex.
ACAACAUCGCCUGCUUCACACAGUCACGAUGGAGGACGACGAGGAUGAUUUCUACGGCGGUGGGGGGAACGGCGUCAAGCAAGAGAGACACGCGGAUGCAGACGAGAAAGAAGAGCAGAUGGAUGUAUCCGAAGAUGGAUCCGAGGACGACGAUAGCGACGAUGAUGUUCAAUUCACGUUAGAGAAGCCAGAAGGCGCCAAAGCAGAGCCACCGCCAGGUUCGAAAGCAGCGCGACAACAGGCGAAGAUUGCAGCCUCGGCGGUCAGGGACGAGAAAGCGAAGAGUGGCACACCAGCCAUCAAGUCAGAGGCACAGCGAGCAGGCUCGGCAGCACCUCCCACUGCCGUCAAAGGCACACUGACACAUAAUGGCAAGGAAGGGAAAGACUUCCCCGAGAUCCGCACAAGCAAGCUUGAUGUGAACGCAAUACCAACGUGGCCAGCGAACGGUAAACCGAUCACAGAGCUCGAUAUCGACGCCGAUCUCGCCGAACACUCCAAGCCUUGGAGAUUGCCAGGUACCGACCAGACCGACUUUUUCAACUACGGGUUCGAUGAGUACACAUGGACGCAGUAUACCAUCAGGCAACAGAGUAUGUCGGACACGAUCAACCAGCAGAAGCAGGAGGAUGCCCAGAUGAAAGCUCUGUUCGGUAACGCUGGUGGUGAUGGGCAGGCAGGAGGCAUGGGUGCAAUGGGAGGAAUGCCUCAGGGCAUGCAGCCCGACCCUCAGAUGGCGAAGAUGGCACAGGACAUGGGAAUUCCCCUUGAGUUCUUCAUGCAGAUGAUGCAGCAGAAUGGCGGCAUGCCAGGCAUGGGCAUGGGCAUGGGAGGACAACAAGGGCAAUUCAAUCAGCCAGGCGGAGACUUUGGCGCGGGUCAGAAUAGUGUCAGCCCGCAGCCACAGGCAGGUCAAGGCUUCCAACCACCAUCAGGGCCAAGCGGCGGCGGCCAGCAAGGCCAGCAAGGCGGUUUCAACAUGGAAGGAUUCAGUCCACAGCAAAUUGCCAUCAUGCAGCAAGAACAGCAGGGUGGACAUAUGGGUGGUGGCGGUGGAGGAGGGCGCGGGGGGCGACGCCGAGGACGUUGGUGA